AUGGUGAACUUCGACAUCAAGUCUGCUGCAGAGAGGAGACUAAUACAGCUAAAUGAGUUGGACAAAAUCAGACAUCAUGCUUAUGAGAACUCGAAGCUGUACAAAGAGAGGACCAAGGCAUAUCACGAUUCAAAAAUCCUCUCUAGGCUAUUCAAACCGAAGACCAGGUACUUUUGUCCCUUCAUAGUCAAGGAGAUUCGACCAUAUGGUGCCAUCGUCCUCCUCACACCAGAUGGCAGCAGGGAGUUCACAGUGAAUGAACAAAGGGUGAAACAUUACUGGGCUAAAGCUACAAUUUCAGAUGGACACAUAGUACCUCUGGAUGGUGCACCUCCUGCCUGA
This is a messenger RNA of Eutrema salsugineum, 342 nucleotides long. RefSeq lists its product as uncharacterized. Lineage: Eukaryota; Viridiplantae; Streptophyta; Magnoliopsida; Brassicales; Brassicaceae. Bases 1 to 342 code for a protein of 113 amino acids. The transcript has 2 exons. The record is from RefSeq and is a predicted model, not a curated record.